Molecule: messenger RNA, 7704 nt
Organism: Paramuricea clavata
Lineage: Eukaryota; Metazoa; Cnidaria; Anthozoa; Malacalcyonacea; Plexauridae
Source: the annotation of a GenBank genome assembly
UUACAAAUAACGUUUUUCCAAAAUUUCCGUGAGGUUUGAAUAUUCGUUCCCUGUCUUUCACUAGCCAGUAUGAUUCUUGCCACUUGUGCAACUCGAAACAAAUGUUAAAAUGUCGAAGAGAAGGCGAACACCAAGGCAAACUCCAAAACAAAAAGCUAAAAUAUUUUUGCGAAAAUCAGGGGGAUGUCAAAGUGGUGGCGGGCUCAAAAUGAGCCUUGCUCAGUGGUAAUUACCACGAGGAUUUAGGACCAGUGGCGUCAUUCUGGCGUCAGCAAACGUGAAAAUCCGCCAUGUUUUUGGCGACACUUGUUUGACUGAAGAGAGAUAGGAGCACCUCCUCCAGAUAUAUUAUAGCUCAGUGGUAUACACGUCUUGACUUCUCUCAUCAAAGCCAGCAUGUGCAAGUCACGUGUUGUACACGCGUAAGAACGCACAAGUUGUAACAAACCUGCAACAACUUGUUUCAACAACUUGUCAACAGGAUGUUUUCGCACUGCUUGUUCCCAGCUUGUUGACAAGUUGUCAACGGCUUGUUGACAACUUGCUACAAGGUUGUUGGGCUCAACACACUUGUUACAAGUUGUUCUAACAACUUGUUAUCGUCCUGCAAUUCAACAACUUGUUGACAAGUUGUGAGUGACAACCUUCCUACAACAUCCAAAAACCAUAAUUUUUGCAAAUGUUUGGAAUUGUAAAACCUCUCUUUUCUAAAUGUAAAAAUGUCUGAUUCCUAAUGUUAUUUAAUUAGUAUUUAUGGUCAAUUGGUAUGUCAAAAAAGUGGCAGUUUGUUGAUGUCCUGUCACUUGAUCCAGAACUGUUAUGUAUGAUUCCACAACCUGCUUGUGCGCUAAUUCUACUAUUUCCCUGCUCAGAAAAGGUAAUUUUGCAAAUAAUCUCUUGUAUUUCAUAAAUAAUAAACUUUUUGUUAACAGGGCUUCAGACAACAAAUGGUAAAAAUCCUUUCACAAGGUGGAUAGCAAUUAUGACCAGCGGGGGAGUAGGACGAGGGGACCUCUAAAUUUCAGAAUAUUGCUACAACACCAAAAUUGUUCAUUGCAGCUCUGUAUAUAGACACUGAUUAUACUAGUAAGAUGUUAAGACCAUUUUUGUGGUUAGUGUCUUAAUGAAUACCAAAUUCACACCCAGUAGGUAUACGACUUAUUGGGUGUAAAUAUCAGGAUUGAAUAGCGUGUUUGGUAGGGCCAUACUACUUGGCCUGUUACAGGAUGGUACCGGAUAGCAGUCUAACGGAUAAUCACCGAAUACUGAUGGUGGUACUUGGACAAUACGUCAUUAACUUUUUGUCAGGAAAUAGUUCAUUUCUUGUUUAGUAUGUGACACAAUAAUCGUCAGACAAUAUACAGCAUGACGAUUUCUGGUAGACUAGUUGUUUAUAUCUCUCAAUAUCUUGAGACGGUUUUGUGGUUGUGAUAAAAAUUCCAGUACUACCUAGUAAAUAUCAGGCAAAUUUUUACCGGAUAGUGCCUAUAUUUUGCCGGAUAUCAGAUACUGGUAUCCGGAUCCGGCACAUCCCUAGUAUUUGGUGUUUACUAACACAAUAAUGUUGUCAACAUUUACACUAAAUCAGUUACACAAUUUUGGUGUUGUAUGCAUGUGUGGAUACAAUUAGGGCGACCUCCAUUCCCAAUAAUUUCGUCAAGCUAUUUAAUGAUUUGCUCAUUAAUUUAGUAGUAACGAUGUUCUUUUUUAUCACAUGAUGGUUUAUUCUUUUAGCAAAAUUUUUAAUUGUAAGCAAUCAAUAUUUAGAGGAAUGAAAAUUACAGCAACUGAUAGUUGUGUUACAUGCUUAACAAGUAUCAACGACGAAGCCGUGCAGAGUGUGAUAAUUUAAUAGCUUAAAAAUGUCAUUGUAUGUAAUUCUAUAUCAGUGACAUCGUUUUUAUUUUCUAUAGUAUUACUGUUACAGAGAAGAGGAGGAACAACGUAUUGAAAAAGAAGGACAGGUUUGUUUUCCUGCCCAUACCGUGGUAUAACGACAAACACGCGUUUUUAAUGCACGUUUCUCUGUCUAGUUCAUUGAACAUUGAAGUGACAUAUGGGCCCAAUAAAAGAAGUCAUUCUAACCGUUUGACUGUAGGUUUUUUGAAAUUAUUCAUCAAAUAACAAUUUCCCUGAAUUUGAUCUUUGUGACUGAGUUUGGUCUAGGUUUUUUAGAAUUUGCCUUUCACCAUUCUCUUUAAAAGACCGUUAACAGUCUUCGUAUUGUCUAGAUCAACUGAUUGGGGAUUUUAUCAACUGAUGGCACAAAAACACAAUAACAAAACAGGAUACUAUUUCAACCAUGCAAGGAUUAAAUAUAGUUCAUUGAUCUUUGAACAACAGAUUUGAGUGAUAAUUUGUUUUCUACUUUAGGAUGUUAGUUCCAAUUUAUAUUAUACGAAACAAACUGUUGGUAAUGCUUGUGGUACUGUAGCAUUGAUCCACUGUGUAGCUAACAACAGAAAACAAAUUAAUAUUGGUAAGAAAAGUAUUACACGUUUUUAUAGUGCAACAGAAAAUUAAACUGUCUCUGUUUUUGCUCUAACUACCUGCAACGGUCUGUGCCUGUGUGGCUAUAGAGACGAUAAUGACACAACUGCGGAUUGGGAGAGAUAUACUACUACCUGAAAAAUACAAGCAGAACUUCGACGUUUCGAGCGAAUUUCAUACCCUUACCUAACUAUACCUAACACCAGCCUCGUACCCAGGCGCAAAUAACGUACUAAAAAUAGCAACACUACAGUGUUUUUAUAUAGAUGAGCGAGCGCGCGGGGGUGCUUGGGGAGGACAGGACGGGGUCGCGCGCUCGCUCACCUUAGCCACUGAUCUAUAUAGAAAACUGUAAUGUUGCUAUUUUAGUACGUUAUUUGCGCCUGGGUACGAGGCUGACCUAACACUGGCAUCACUCUAAUCUAGUGUACAUGGAUUUGUAACCUACAAAUGAUAGUUCCUUUCUGCCUGCUUCCGGUCAGGUCUAUGGAAUAUGUUUUUUUGUUUAAAUUUUCCAUCUAAACCUUCAUCUAAACCAUUAGGCCAAGUAAAAAAAAUAGUAGUUUUUCGUCCGAAUUUUGAAAAAAAAAGGAGAAAGAUGGCGCUUUUUUUGUUAAACCUUCAAAUAUCGCUCUUAAAGUUUACCAAAUAACCUAUAAACCCACGCAAAUAUUGAAGUUUACUCAUAAAACAUAAAUAUAUAAUAAAAUAGACAAACAGCUACUAAUGCAAUAUGGCGCCAAAAUAACAAUAUGCACGAACAGCGGCGCGAAGUACCGAACAGCAAGUGAGAGUUGACGAAAAGUUUCGAACGGCAACUGAACUAUGCCGAAAGGAGCAAAAUGCCCGAAAUAUGUAAGUGAAAAUUCUUUGAAAGGCUCGAAUAUAAAAAAAAAGGGAAAAAAGAAAAAUCCAUGCAGCAGGGAAAAAGGAUGCUACUAUUUUUUUUACUUGGCCUUAUGUACUUGCAUGUGUCCUAGCAUGUGUUUUAAUAAUUUUAUAAACUAACAGGACUUAACGUUAGCUUUUCUUGGAAUAUGGUGUAAUAACAUCUAAAUUUUAAAUAAUUUAUUGUAAUUAUAUUUAUAAUGUAAGAAUAUCGCAAUUCGCCUUUUGGCGCCAUGGUGUUUUAUUAAAAUGAAAUGAAAAAUAUGAUUGUAUAUGUAAAAACUGUAUAGUCAUUGCGUAACUCUAAAAUUAAUCAUACUCAAAAUAAAAUAUUUCUUUUAGACGAAGGGUUUUUGAAAUCAUUUAUUGAAUCAACAGAGACUCUCACACCAGACGAAAAGGCUGUGAAGUUAGAGACAGAUGAGGUAUCUGAUUUAUACUUGUUAAUAAAAUACUCAAAAAACACGAUGUUCUUGGUCAUAUAGUGCUUCUGGAAACUACGUCAUCUUGGGUAUAUAGAGCCGCGCGUUUGUGAUUGAGAUAUUGGCUUUAGAACAAAAAAAAAAUGACAAUUUUUCCUUGCCAAGGAGCCUUGUUCCAAAGCUACUCGUGAGCAAAGCUACUCGUGAGCAAAGCUACUCGUGAGCAAAGCUACUCGUGAGCAAAGCUACUCGUGAGCAAAGCGGCCUUGACGUGAGAUAAAUGUUUAACAACAUUCCGUGCACACGAACGACAAAAUUUGUCAAGGAAAAUUUGUCAAGAAAAACGUGUUGACCGUACACACGAGAAACGAAACUGUGUACUGUGCGGGGCUUUAGUAUCGUUAGAUAUUGCGCUUUUCUUCUGUCGCAAUCAUCUCUUAACUAUGAAACAUUUGACAAUGAUGAUUUAAUUUUCUUUCCUUAGUCAAUGAUAGAAGCUCACGAUAACUUCGCACAGGAAGGACAGACAGAGGUUUGUAGACCCACUUUAUAACCAUUGGGGGGGGGGGAGGUGGCAACGCAAGCCCCCAGUAAUUUCUAAACUGAAUCUAUGAAUAAUAGCUGAUUAGUAGUACCGUUAUACCAAAGCUGUAACAAUGGUUUUUGCAACCCUAAAGCCUGGCGUUUUGCAAAGUUGCACUGAAAUGAACACUGAGAUUUCCAAGAAAAAUGAAUGCUGGACUUUGGAAGGAAGUGAAUACUGGGAUGUUGAGCAACAAAAGAGUUUUAAGCCUCUGUCAAACGAGAAUGAGAGUUGAUGAAAGUUACAACUCUCGCUUGCGCUUCACCGCCAACUCUCAUCGAAUUUGAACUGGCUCACAUUUUGAUGAGAGUUGAUGAGAGUUUUACGUGCGCGGUCAUAUCCAGUCAACUCUCGUGCAACUCUUCUCGUUUGACCGCGCGGGGCAUUAUAUCCUACCUCCACAAUUUGGCAAAGUGUUUGCUUCUCUGUAAAUGCUAACUAUAUGCAUGUUAAAGUUUUCACACAAGUUGUCGGUGCAUGUUGAAGUGCAUCUCCAUGUUAAGUAUUAUCAAGACCAACUAGCUAAAUCGUAAAGAAUAAAUUAGAAACCAACGUUUACGCUAAUAAAGAAAUAAUAUGUACUUAUAUUACAUUAUUCGACUUUUUUUAUCCAUGAGGCUCCAUCACGGGAAGAUCAUGUUAAUCUUCAUUUUGUUGCGCUUGUUGAAAAAGAUGGACAUUUAUACGAAUUAGGUAAGUUAAUUAUAAUUUUAAAAUGAAUGUUGUUGCUACACGAGGAAAAGUAGUACGUAAGAACUGUCUAAAAACAUUUUAAAAGAUAUUCGGUUGUUUUAGUCAUUUCAUACUUCUGAAUCUUUUUCAAGAAUAAUACCGAUAACAUAUCCAUACUUAUUAUAUAGUGGAGAGUGAGAUACUGAGAAAUACACAGUGAGAUAUUUUCCAUAUCUUCAGUAGUGAAGAUAUCGAUCACGUCACUUUUUCCAAUUUGCUUUUGAGCGUGAAAUUUCACAAUUUUUUGCUUGGGACUAUAUAAUAAACAACAUUACACGGUGGCUUGAAGAUAUGACUUUUAUCUUCUCGUAUUAAAAACAAUAUUUUACUCACUCGCUGUGCUCGUUCGUAAAAUAUUGUUUUCACCACUCAAAGAUAAAAGUCACAUCUUCGCGCCGCCGUGUAAGAAAUGUUCUGCAGAAAAGUCUAAGAAAAAAUAUUUUUAUGUUUCUUAAGAUGGAAGGAAAAAAUUUCCUAUAAAUCACGGACCAUCAUCAACUGAAACUUUCUUAGAGGUUUGUAUGAUGAUUACUUGAAUUCAAACGUUACACACUUCCCCAGUUUGGGAUUUGAACUUGUCAUCUGGCGAUUUUCGAUAGACAAUUGCUGGUUCAAAAUCAUAACCCGAGUUAUUUCCUCUAGAUAUUCCCCCUAUAGGCCGGAGAGUGGUACUUUCAAUGGCCACCUGCUUCUUUCAAAAUACACCGUACUCUAAAUUAUAUUGGGAAUCCUGUCACUCUGCUGGAAAGCACACGAGACAAUUCAAUGGUUUAGGAUCGAUCCUGCCAUGCAAUGGCCGUGAUAUAAAACUCGUAUAAUUGUUAGCCUCGAGCUCAAGUUUCGUGUCCUUUUGGGGUUAUCCCUCCAGGUCUGUACACGUAAUUUUCCACGUAUUGGUACACAAAAUGAUCAUUUAUUUGUUGUAGGAUGCAGCCAGAGUUUGCAGAGAAUACAUGAAACGCGAUCCUGACAACGUGAGAUUCACUGUAAUUGCUUUGACAGGCGAUUCUUGAUAACAUGACAUAGCGUUGUAAUGCGACUCUUAAUGAAUGCGACUCUUAAUGAAUAUGACUUUUGAUGAAAAUAACGUAAUGUCACUCUUGAUGAAAAUGGCGUAAUCGCUUUGACGGUCAGUAACUCUUAAUGAAAAUCAUCUGACAUUAUGAAUGCACUGUACUGCAAGAAGGAAAGUCCGGAACUUCUUUCAACAUCUACUGACUUGAAGAUAUGAUUAAUGACGAUAGUUUGACCUACAGUACGAUAAACUGCGAGCAGGGCCUAAACGAUAAAACGAAAAUUAUCGGACACUGACUUAUCUUUGUUUGAGUAAUUAGACGUUGCUACAUGUGUUUGGGCGUUAUCUUGGUUGACUUUAAAGUCUACCUUCGCUGUUCUAAUUUAUUCACUAGAUAUUGGUGUGUUUUCAUGACAGCUUACCGACUAUACAGUGUUCUACAGUAUCUGAGGAACGCCACCAACCUUUGUCACUGCAUUGUUAUAACGAUGAAACAAUAAAAUGAGCUAAAAUCAGGUAAAAUUCAAGUUUGCAAAUCACCUAGCUAGGUAGUAAGGUACAGAUUGGCCGCUCAUCCUUUAUACAUUACUGCUAAGCUUAUUCAUUAUUCAUUAACGCAAGAUUCUGCUCGAAGAUUUGUUGCAAGUGUUUGGAAUCAGACCGUUUGCAACCAACCGUAAUAUUCGCAACAAUGUUUACAACCAAUAUAUAAUAUAUAAAGCAUGGGAAACCUAGAUGUAUCUGAUUUACAAGGCGGCUCGUAAUAUUCAUGUAAAUUUGUUAAUGCUCAAAGUGGGAAUUUACUAAUUUUGAAAUUCUGAAUUUAUUAAUUAAACCGUAAGUGAGACUUGAAUAGACUUGAAUAGAAAGGCAAAUGUAAAACUAAAACUUUAUUAAUCCCAUUACAGUAUUCAUGAUUAAUUUUUAACAAAUAUAGUUAAUAAUUGUGACUUUUCUAAGUGAGAUACUGCGCAAUAUCAUUAUAAAAAUGUAGUCAAUGUUCACUACCACACAAAUCAAAGUUCAAGUGUUUCAACUGCUGAUUCUUUCGUUUCCUUAUCUUGAUCGUCUCUUUCUUGACUCAGUUGUAAAACAACAGCACAACAAAGAAGCAAGUCGUCGAUGAAAUUUCUUGGACUUUCUUUUAUUGAAAGAUGAGAAAAUCUGUAAUUUACAGAUUUUCUCAUCUUUCAGAUUUUUCUUUCCAACUUUCUUCUUUUUGUUUUUUUAUUUACAUUUAUCUUGCUCAUCCUUAUUCUUUAUUCUGCUACCACUCAUAACAAUUUCAUCAUCUAACAAACGAAAUAAUUCAGUUAAUGUUUAUUCGUAGAACUGAAACAAUUUCCUGUGGACACACUAACGUUUAACGUCAAGACUCGAGAGACAAUGAAAGGCAAACUAAAGUAUAAAAUAGUAUUUUAACUUACUCUUGACUUUGUUUUGAUACUGCCGAAAUCGUUUCUUGCCAGCAACAUUUACAUCUAGCCUCCUCCUUGUGUAAUUCACUAUUUUGUUUAAAAUAAUCACAAUAAAAAUCCGGCAAAUUAUUUUGAUAAUAAAAGAAUCGAUACAUA